Molecule: messenger RNA, 963 nt
Organism: Osmerus eperlanus (European smelt)
Lineage: Eukaryota; Metazoa; Chordata; Actinopteri; Osmeriformes; Osmeridae
Gene: eif4e3
Product: eukaryotic translation initiation factor 4E family member 3
Exons: 7
Coding region: 133-807 (224 amino acids)
Biological process (GO): translational initiation
Cellular component (GO): eukaryotic translation initiation factor 4F complex
Molecular function (GO): translation initiation factor activity; RNA 7-methylguanosine cap binding
Source: RefSeq, a predicted model, not a curated record
UCUGUUGUUGUGGCGGCUGCAGGCCGGUGAAGCGGCGAAUGAGUCAGCAGCAGCAGAAGAACUAGCCUUUCACAAAGGUGGAAGAGGUCUCUCCGGUAAAGAAACCAAAUUGUGUGUUUUUUAAUUACUGUUAUGGCAGUCCCUGCUGCUGCUAACAUGCAUUUGAGAACAUCAAGUCCAAACAGUUUGGUAAAGUCUAAGGACCUCAACAUCCAUAUUGAAGAAAGAGAAUUGGAAAACAUAAACAGCGAUGAAAGCCACGGCACAACGCUUCCCUUGCAUUCUCCAUGGACUUUCUGGCUCGACAGAUCCCUACCAGGAACCACAGCAGCAGAAUGUGAAUCAAAUUUGAAAAAAAUCUACACAGUGCAAACUGUCCAGUGCUUUUGGAGAGUGUACAACAACAUACCUGGAGUGGCCAGCCUACCACUGAGAUGCAGCUAUCAUUUAAUGAGGGGAGAGAGAAGACCACUUUGGGAAGAAGAAAGCAAUGCUAAAGGAGGAGUUUGGAAGAUGAAAGUACCCAAAGACAGCACACCAGCUGUAUGGAAAGAGUUACUAUUGGCCACCAUUGGGGAGCAAUUUACAGAUUACUGUGCUUCAGAAGAUGAAGUCGUUGGGGUUAGUGUCAGUGUACGUGACAGAGAGGAUGUAGUUCAGGUCUGGAAUGGAAAUGCUUCUUUUGCCAAUGAAGCAAAUGUCUUAGGAAGGAUUUAUGAACUUCUUCCUCAAAUUUCUUUUAAAGCAGUAUUUUAUAAGCCACACGAGGAGCAUCAUGCUUUUGAAGGAGGUCGCUCAAGACAUUAGUAUAAUUUGCACGUUUGACACUUUAUAUUGAUGUGGUGUUUUAAAAAGAAAGGGGAAUACCUGUUUUCCUAGCCUGAGCACUGAUUUCUUAAAAAAAAAGAAAAGAACUAAACUUAUGUUAUACAAUAACUUAGUUUGGUUAGUACAUGGUUGUAU